GGGGACCCCGGCGGCGGCGGCGGCCGCCCCGGAUAGCGUCCCCUAGGGCGGAGCUGGCUUUCCCGGGAGGCCGCGCCGAGUAUCGGGCCUGCGUGCCCCGCGGGCGGCCCAGCUCCAGGGCUGGGUCCCGGGCUGCGGGAGCCCGCUUCCCGCCUCCAGGGGUCAGCGGUGGCCGCUGGGUCCCGGCGCGGGCGGCCCAGCACCUCCGACCUUGCUCUUCCAGUCGCCGAGGUGGCCGGCCGACCCCUGGGCGGCCCGUGCAGACGGCCGCCAUUCCCGUGUCGCUGCGCCCGCGGGGGCCGCCCGAGCCGGCCAGCAUGCCGCUGGGCCUGAAGCCCACCUGCAGCAUGUGCAAGACUACGUCGUCCUCCAUGUGGAAGAAGAGUCCACAGGGCGAGAUCCUCUGCCAUCACUGCACGGGCCGGGGCGGCGGCGGCGCGGGAGUGGCGGGCGGGACCGGGGGCGGUGGCGGCGGCGGCGGUGGCUUCGGCACCACCACCUUCGCCACCACCUCGGCCGGUCCUUCGCAGAGCAACGGGGGCGGCGGCGGCAAGCAGAGUAAGCAAGAAAUUCACAGAAGGUCGGCCCGGCUCAGAAAUACCAAAUACAAAUCGGCUCCAGCUGCUGAAAAGAAAGUUUCCACGAAAGGAAAAGGGAGAAGACAUAUUUUUAAGUUAAAAAAUCCUAUCAAAGCGCCUGAAUCUGUUUCUACCAUAGUCACUGCAGAGUCAAUCUUCUACAAGGGAGUAUAUUACCAAAUUGGUGACGUUGUUUCUGUGAUUGAUGAGCAAGAUGGGAAGCCGUACUAUGCUCAGAUCAGGGGCUUUAUUCAGGACCAGUACUGUGAGAAGAGUGCCGCGCUGACAUGGCUCAUUCCUACCCUCGCCAGUCCCAGAGACCAGUUUGAUCCUGCAUCAUAUAUAAUAGGGCCAGAGGAAGAUCUUCCAAGGAAGAUGGAGUACCUGGAAUUUGUCUGCCACGCGCCUUCUGAGUAUUUCAAGUCAAGGUCCUCACCAUUUCCCACGGUUCCCACCCGACCGGAGAAGGGCUACAUAUGGACUCACGUUGGACCUACUCCUGCGAUAACUAUUAAGGAAACAGUUGCCAACCACUUGUAGUUACAAAACCAAACCUGGGACAUACUUACUUCGCAGGUAUAAAGCCUCAGUUUUAACCCUAGAACACACACAUCCCAAAAUAAAGCCAGGUUUCCAGUUUCCUUCUAUUUAUAAUAUAACAAGAUAUGCCACACUCAUUUCUCUUUAUAAACCUUUUUCUCUAAGUUCUUGAGAUAGGGUCUCAUGUAUAGCCCAGGUUCAGGUUGGCUUGGCCUUGAGAUCCCUGCCUCGUCUGCCUUGUGUGACAGGUGUGUUAUGUAGGUAGUUAACGCCAGAACUUCUUCAUGAAGUUCUUACCUGGAAACAGGACUUGAGAAAAAUGUUACCUACUACCCAGUAGUUGUAUUACCUGCUUAGUGCCUGUUGCUUAGAAAAUCACAGGGUGAAAAAAGAAUGAAUUGAAGUGAAAUAAUAAAUUUAAUAUGUAUUUUCCCAGGCAAAGUGGCAGAUUCCAGGGAAAUCAUUAUAAACAUGUAGUGUCUAUUUUUCUUUAUAAUUUAUUUCUAUGAACUCAUAAAAUGAAUUACAUUUUUAUUGGUGUAAAACACUAAGUUUUAGAUUUCUCUCUUUUAUUCUCUCUCUUCUCUCUGCCUCUGUCUCUCUCUACUUUUCUUUUCUGUUUUUUUUUUUUUUUUUUUUUUUAACCUAGAAUCUCACUCUGUACUCCUGGCUGUCCUACUCAUUCUGUAGACCAGACUGGCAUUGAACUCAAGAGAUCUGCUUGCUUCUGCUUCCCAAGUACUGGGACUAAAGGUGUGCGCCGCCAUGCCAGGCUUAAGUUUUAGAUUUCUGAUCAAGAACUAAACCAAAAUGUGAGCAGUAUGUCUUACAAAGCCACAGUCUUCUCUCUCGAAGCAGACCUUGGCUGCUUUAGUCCUGUAGAAAGCAGCUGCUGGGUGAUGGGUUAGCUCUGGCUCUUCACACUGAUCUCACACCAGAGCGGUCAGCCACUUCUGUAGACCUGCCUUUGCCUGUCAGCAUCAGCUGCUUCAGCCAGAUCUUUGAUCUGCAUGCAGCAUCCCCUCCUCUUACUGAGGCAGCAGCCUCUGUGAGAGUGGCCUGACGAUUGCUAAGGCAGGGACUGAAAGGUCAUUAGUUUUGAUAGUCAAAAAACUCAAACCCAGACCAUGUGCUGGAAAUUUGGAUGGUGUGCUUUGGUUGUAUGAUGGGGGAGUGGGCAGGUACCCACUUGCUGCCUCUGUCCUCAUCUAUCCAGACAGACCGUUUUAACUAUAGGAAUUUAUGAGAAUUUGACUUGAUCUUAAUGAUUUUCAUCAAAACUCUUUUACCCUUUUUCUUUAGUCCCAAAGUUGGAAAAAAGCACCUUCGUGCUUACAUAAGGUAUAAUAAAGUUCAUUGGAAAUACUAUUGAAAAUGAUUUUCUAAAUGCUAAUAUUCCAGUUUUUGAUUAAAAAAUAUUUCUACAGUG
Molecule: messenger RNA, 2547 nt
Organism: Mus musculus (house mouse)
Lineage: Eukaryota; Metazoa; Chordata; Mammalia; Rodentia; Muridae
Gene: Gatad1
Product: GATA zinc finger domain containing 1
Exons: 5
Coding region: 318-1118 (266 amino acids)
Biological process (GO): chromatin remodeling; regulation of DNA-templated transcription
Cellular component (GO): nucleus; nucleoplasm
Molecular function (GO): zinc ion binding; sequence-specific DNA binding
Source: RefSeq, marked validated